Caenorhabditis elegans is the source of this 4172-nucleotide messenger RNA. It is a transcript of the gene daf-11, whose product is annotated as Receptor-type guanylate cyclase daf-11. NCBI's taxonomy places the organism in Eukaryota, Metazoa, Nematoda, Chromadorea, Rhabditida, Rhabditidae. Gene Ontology annotation, cellular component: neuron projection; perikaryon; cilium. The transcript has 17 exons. Bases 369 to 3602 code for a protein of 1077 amino acids. Gene Ontology annotation, biological process: cyclic nucleotide biosynthetic process; intracellular signal transduction; detection of external stimulus. The record is from RefSeq and is marked reviewed. Gene Ontology annotation, molecular function: ATP binding; guanylate cyclase activity.
AGAACUGUCAUUAAUAACUUUGAUUCUCAUCUCGCCGUGCCAAAGUGUCGCCCGAGUUGUCAGCCAAAUUAAUUGGUCAUCAUUAUGACGGUAUCGCUUUCGUCUGCAUUUCUUUCAUAUUCAUACUGCUGGAAACAUCGUCAAAGAUAUCAGCGACUGAUGUGCCAGUCACAUUGUUUAUUGAUUCUUCAAUAACAAAUGGAGAUGCAAUCUUCAAUCAAGCAAAAGAAGAUGUUCUUAAGUUUUCUCCAAAUGUCACUUUAGAAAAUGUGGUUCUUAAAAGCGGGUCUUGUGGAAAUUCAGAGUCAGAUACUAAGGAUAUAUUUACAUUUUUUCAAAACUAUCAUUCAAAAAAUUAUAGAAUUACUAUGGGACCAACAUGCUCCAGUAAUUUUUUACGUUUCGCCAACCUCACAGCUGAAAUGCAAUCACUGGAAAUCAAUAUUCUGAAAGGUUAUCCAUACGAACAUCCUACAAUGAUUGAUAUGGUAACAAGAUCCCCUCAGAAUUUGGCACAAAAUCUUGUAUCACUUCUAAGAGGUUUUGAAUGGGGACAAGUUGGGGCUGUACUCUGUGAAGAAUGCUAUGAAGGUGACGAGCUGGCCAGUGAAAUAUACUUUUCUACCAUUGAAGAUAUUUUUGAAAAUAAUAAUAUUGCGUUGAAAGAGACCGUAAGAAUUGGAAAAAGAGAGAACAGUGUCAAUAUCUCUGAUGCAAUCACAAUUUUUGAACCUUCUGCAAGAGUUAUUCUCUUGUUUCUUGGUAACAAAUUAAAUGACUACACCGAAUUUAUGACAGCUAUGAGUAUGAAUAAUUAUACAACAGAAGAGUACACUCCAGUGAUUGUAAUCUCAAAAAAUUCAUUGGAGCUCACAUUCCCGUGGAAAGAAAACGAUGCAAUUGCUGAGUUGUUCGAUAAAGCUAUCAUUGUUUAUAACAAUUGUUAUGAUAAAUCAAAGAUAUCAUCGUUCCUGUCUUCAUACUCAUUUUCAACCAUAGAAGAAACAAUAAUUUCUCUUCAAAUGUACGAAGGAUAUCAUCUACUCGGUUAUUAUCUAUAUACAGCUAUCACAAAUACAACAUUGUUUAAUUAUGUUCAACCAGAAAAAGCAAUAUCUUCAAUGAGUAUUCCAGGUCCAUUCGGAGAGAUUUUUAUCAACUCAAAUGGACAGAGAAUUGCAGGUUACGAUGUUCUCGUAGUCGACAAAUCACUAAAUUCAAAUAACUUCAUAAUGCCACUCGGCACAAUAUCAACAGAUAAGAAAUGCCCUGAUCAAGCAUGUCUGAAUUUUGUCUUAAACUCGACAUCUUCAUUCGAGCCAUUGAAGGACGUGCCGUUAUGUGGUUUCCAUGGAGAGAUUUGCGAUCAGACUGGUGUGAUCAUUGCAAUUGCUGUUAUUAUGGGUGUUCUAUUGAUGUUUAUUAUUAUAUUAACAACAAUACGGAAGUGUUGCAAUGGCAGCAAAGGAAGAUCAAUCAGUAAUCCAUGGGUAAUCCCUUUUCAGGAUGUUCGUUUCAUUGACCUCACGAAUACAGAAGGGAGUCAGCAUAUGUCGAUUCAAAGUCUGCAAAGAAAUAUGGAAGAAAAACAGAGACUUCAAUCAUUGGCAAGAACAAAACAUAUUGCUACAGUAGAUCAAGUUUAUGUACUUGCUGAUAAAUAUGUAAUGCGUGACAAGCUGAGAUAUGAUAAAAUUGACAUAAAUCUACUCUAUCAGAUGAAAUCCCAUUUACAACAUGAUAAUCUUAACAGUUUUGUUGGAAUAACUAUUGAUAAGGCAUCCCAUAUGUAUAUUAUUUGGAAUCAAUGUUUCAGAGGUAGCUUGCAUGAUCACAUAUUCACAAAAGAACGACAACGUGGAACUGCCACAAGAUUUGAAGGAUUAUUUUUGAGAGAUAUUUUAAAAGGAUUAGAAUAUAUUCAUGCAAGUGCUAUCGAUUUUCAUGGUAAUCUGACUUUACAUAAUUGUAUGCUCGAUUCUCAUUGGAUUGUCAAAUUGAGUGGUUUUGGUGUUAACCGUCUUCUUGUUAAAUGGAAAACAAGCGGCCAAAUAUUCACAGAAGAUCACACUCCAGUCAUCAAGUCAGAAGAACUGCAUUAUUUUGAUCCUGCUAUGAAAAAAAUAUGGAAAAAUUAUGCGGAUCGGAAUGAAAGAGCCUUGAUUACUCCACAAUUUGGUAAAAAGUGCGACAUGUAUUCAUUUGGUGUCAUUUUACAUGAGAUUAUUUUGAAAAAGAAGUUUGUAGAGCAACUUUUUGAUUCUCCGAGAGAAGAAGAUGACAGUGUACUGAUUGAUGAUGAAAACGAUGCAAUUGCUAGCAGAUUUCCGCUUCCAAUUAUAAUUCCAGAAGGCAUUGAAAUGCACAAUGACCUUAUUAAAAUGCUUGAAAAUUGCUUUGGCUCCGUUCGUCCUGAUAUUGCAUUAGCAAGAAAAAUCAUCGAUACGGUUCUUAAAAUGUCAGGAUCACUUGUUGAUUUGAUGAUUAAGAAUCUGACAGCAUACACUCAAGGAUUGAAUGAAACUGUGAAGAAUAGAACGGCAGAAUUGGAAAAAGAACAGGAAAAAGGAGAUCAACUUCUGAUGGAACUUCUUCCAAAAUCUGUGGCUAAUGAUUUGAAAAAUGGAAUAGCAGUUGAUCCAAAAGUUUAUGAAAAUGCAACGAUUCUUUAUUCGGAUAUUGUUGGAUUUACUUCUUUGUGUUCACAAAGCCAACCAAUGGAAGUCGUUACUUUAUUAUCUGGAAUGUAUCAAAGAUUUGAUUUAAUUAUCAGUCAGCAAGGAGGAUAUAAGAUGGAAACAAUUGGAGAUGCAUAUUGUGUAGCUGCUGGUUUACCGGUGGUAAUGGAAAAGGAUCAUGUGAAGAGCAUUUGUAUGAUUGCUUUACUUCAAAGAGAUUGCCUCCAUCACUUUGAGAUUCCCCACCGUCCCGGUACAUUUUUGAAUUGUCGAUGGGGCUUCAACUCUGGGCCAGUGUUUGCUGGUGUUAUUGGGCAAAAGGCUCCAAGAUAUGCUUGUUUCGGAGAAGCUGUUAUAUUAGCUUCAAAAAUGGAAAGCUCUGGAGUGGAGGAUAGAAUUCAAAUGACAUUGGCAAGCCAACAAUUGCUAGAAGAAAAUUUUCCUCAAUUUGUGUGUAGUAACAGAGGAGGCCGUACUAUUGAAGGAAUUGGUCGUAUUUUAACGUAUUGGCUGGAAGGAGUAAAUGCAGGAGAACAAGUUAAAGUUGUUGAAUUCCAAAAUGAUUUGAACGACGAACUUUCAAGAAUAAUGAAAAAAGAUGGAGAGCUUUUAGCUGCAGCAACAGCAUUAAAACCAAAAGACAAAAUGACGUUGGCGAAAGAAAAAGUGAUAGCUGAACGAAAAAAUGAAGAAGAACGACUCCAACGACAGCAGACAUUACAGGAAGCAUUGGAAGAACAUGAAGAAGAGAUAGAAAUGAAUGAAGUACUGGUGGAUGAGGAUGAAGGUGAAGGAAAACCAAAAGAAGUUGAUCUGACAAGUAUUGUAAGUACCCAAAUGGAAGAGCUAGAAGAUGAACCAGCAGGUCGAACAAUUGGACAUGGAAGGCUUGAUAGUCAAGCUUCAACUAUUCCAGAUAACUAGAAUGCUUGAAAUUAAGAGAGCUCAAAGAAUUGGAUCGUUGUAUUGCUAUGUCAUUUUUCAAAUGUUUUUGUUUCUCCACCCGCUUCCCGAAAAUUAAAACUCUCUUUUGGACAUUGGUUUUCCUCAUUUGAAAUUCAGUUUUUAUUGACUGAAAAACAAUCACGGAGUUAACUGUUUUCCUGUUUUGAAAAUUGAUAAGUGACACAAUAGAACAUUUCGACCCAGAACUACAUAUUUAAAAUUGAUUAUUUUGAUCUCCAAUUUUAAAUUAAAGAGAUUUUCACGUCACAGUAAGUUUAUAACUCGAAAAUGUUUUUUUAAUCUCAAAUUAUCUUCAUUAAAAAAUUCACCACUUCAAAAAAAACAUCAAAAAAUAAAACAUUAUUCCUUAUUCCACUGCACCCAAGAACUUUCAAAAAUUCCGUAAUCAAAGAAGCCUUUUUUAAUAUUUUUAUCUUGUACAUGCCUUAAUGUUUCUCUUUUUUGCCCUCCCCACAUUUCUCUCAGUCUUGCUUGUUUUUGGUGCUGUUCUUUGGACUUUUUUUCCAAUUAUGCUUUAUUUUUUCUCAA